AUGAAGUUCUCCCACUCGCUUAAGUUUAAUGCUGUGCCUGAGUGGCAGGAUAACUACCUUAAUUACACGGGUCUUAAGAAAGUUAUCUAUGUUGCUCAGCAGAACCAGUUGGAAAACGGUCAGCCUCAAGAUGGAUCUGUGACGGUGAAUAAUGCCACCAUUACUGAGUUGGUUAGAAUCGCCAGAAGAAACCAGGCCAUCUUGGACCGUCGUGAUGCUAUGGCUCACGCAAACGAAGAAGAGUCGCUGGAAAAAUUUACAGCAUCAAAGUUCAUCAAUAAGUUUAAGCAAAGGAAAAAUGCCGCAAACGCAAAGACCACACCUAGUCCAGAGCCUUCACUGAAUGAAUUGGAGAAGGGCGAGGUGACUGUGGAAAAGGACGAUGUCAAUGACAUACAAGUGACUUAUUCUUUUGACAACGAUGAGUCCACCUACCGUGGGUCCAUCGACUUGGAUGCAAUGACAGCUGCGGCAGAGACUAUUUCUUCGGAGUCCUCAGACCCUCUCCCGGUUUUUGCCAAGCAUUUGGUAGACGAGGUGACUAAAAUAGAUAAGUUCUUCAAGCCAAAGGAAGUUGAGGUUUACAAGCAAUACGAUAACCUUAUCAAAGAUUUGGAAGCCAACAAGCAGCAUGUGGAGGACUACCUUUUCACUGAUGCUUACGGCAAAGACAAUUAUGACGAAAACGAACACAGAAACCUCCAUAUCAAGUCUACUUUGGAGAGAACAUUGAGCAAUGCCUCUGUUUUUGAUACUGUCAACCAUUUGGACUAUGAAGACCUCGAAAAGGGUGAUUUCAUGGAUGAGGAGGAAGAUGACGACGAUGAUGAUGAAGAUGAUCAUGAUCGCCGCUCCAACUCGGCUUUGCUUGGUCGCCACGAUUUCAACAUCAGAAACCAGAAGCAAAUCACUUUGAAGCAAAGAUCGAUCCACAUGUUUAUCACUUUGAGUGAGUUGAAAUCGUUCAUUGAGUUGAACAGAAUCGGUUUCACCAAAAUUUGCAAGAAGUUCGACAAAACAUGCAAUUAUUCCGUGAAGGAGGAUUUUGUUGCCAACUUCUUGCCUCACAACUCUAGAGCUUUCUUUCCAGAGACGUCUGAAAUCUUGGACGACAGAAUUGACCAUGUGGUGCGUGUCUACGCUUUCCUUUCAGGCAAAGCUGUUAACCUGGCUUCUCCAGAAGAUUUGGAACCAGUGAAGGAUGAACUCAGAACGUACUUGAGAGACCACAUUGUUUGGGAAAGAAACACCGUUUGGAAGGAUUUACUUUCCAUCGAGAAGAAACAGUUCAACUUGAAUCUUGAUGAGAGUGCCGCUAGAAACAACAAGAUGGGAGAUGAGGCCAACUCUCAGUCUUUGCUUCUGAUGCGUUGGAGAAAGAUUAACAUGCCCUUCGGCUGGUCUGUCGGUAGGUUCGAUUACUUUAAGGUGCCCGAGUUCAUUUUCUCCACUCAGAUAAUCAAACUCGCUAUUAUUAUUCCAGUAUUCAUUGUCUUGUUGACUGUGAAAACAAUGAAUGACAAAGAGGAAGCUCGUUGUUUAGCGGUCUUGGCUGCUUGUGCAAUGUUGUGGGCCUCUGAAGCUUUACCCUUGUGGGUAACUUCGUUGUUGGUGCCUUUGCUUGUUGUUACUUGUAAAGUCUUGAAGAAUGAGGAAGGAACAGCCAUGGACGCUGCAGAUGCUUCUAAGAAGAUCUUGUCUGCUAUGUGGUCCUCAACGCUUAUGAUUUUGCUUGGUGGAUUUACUUUGGCUGCUGCUUUGUCCAAGUACAACAUUGCAAAGAUUGUCUCCUCGUACAUGUUGGCAUUGGCUGGAACGAAACCAAGAAACAUUCUCCUUGCUAUCAUGAGUGUAUCUUUGUUCUUGUCAAUGUGGAUCUCCAAUGUCGCUGCUCCUGUUUUGGCUUACUCCUUGAUCCAGCCUGUAUUAAGAACACUUCCAACGACUUCUCCACUUUCCCAGGCGUUAGUGUUGGGUAUUGCUUUGGCAUCUAACCUUGGUGGUAUGGCUUCUCCUAUUGCUUCCCCUCAGAACGUUAUUGCCAUCGAGUACAUGGACCCUAAUCCUGGUUGGGGUAAAUGGUUCGCCAUUGCUCUCCCAGUGGCUAUCUUGUCCAUGGGUGGUAUCUGGAUGGAGUUGAUUAUGACAUUUAAGAUUUCGCAAAAUAAGGUCAAGGCUUACAAACCCAUUAAAGAGAGAUUCACAGUCAAACAGUGGUAUAUUUCCAUUGUGUGCAUUGCUACUAUUCUUCUUUGGUGUGUCUUGAGUGAGAUUGAAGACACCUUCGGCUCGGCUGGUAUCAUUGCCGUCGUACCGAUCGUUUUGUUUUUUGGCACAGGCCUUUUGAAGGUCGAUGAUGUUAAUAAUUUCCCAUGGACAAUCAUUUUGUUGGCUAUGGGAGGUUUAGCAUUGGGUUCUGCAGUUACCAGUUCUGGCCUUUUAGCCACUGUUGCAAAAGCUCUACAGGAAAAAGUCGCUGACUUUGAUGCAUUUGUCGUAUUGGCAAUUUUUGGUAUUUUGGUUUUGGUUGUCGCCACCUUCGUAUCUCAUACGGUGGCCACCAUUAUCAUCGUGCCAUUGGUGAAGGAGGUCGGAGACUCCAUGUCUACGCCACAUCCUUCGCUUUUAAUUAUGGGUACAGCAUUAAUGGCUUCUGCUGCUAUGGGUUUGCCUACUUCAGGUUUCCCUAACGUUACUGCCAUUAGUAUGACUGACGAAGUUGGUCAAAGAUACAUUUCGGUGAACACAUUCAUUACAAGAGGUGUUCCAGCAUCUCUUAUAGCAUACGUGAUUACUAUUUCCGUUGGUUAUGGUAUCAUGACUUGCUUAGAUUUCUAA
Molecule: messenger RNA, 2838 nt
Organism: Candidozyma haemuli
Lineage: Eukaryota; Fungi; Ascomycota; Pichiomycetes; Serinales; Metschnikowiaceae
Gene: PHO87
Product: SPX domain-containing inorganic phosphate transporter
Exons: 1
Coding region: 1-2838 (945 amino acids)
Biological process (GO): monoatomic anion transmembrane transport; phosphate ion transport; polyphosphate metabolic process
Cellular component (GO): membrane
Molecular function (GO): phosphate transmembrane transporter activity
Source: RefSeq, a predicted model, not a curated record